GAGGCGGCGCUUGGAGCCAGAGCGGAUUCUCGGCGGAGCCUCGGCGGGGCUGCGGCUGCUUCUGGGCAGCAAAGGAGGGGAGGAAGGCCCUCCGCCGCCAACGCCGCUGCCUCCGGCCAUCCCCCCUCCCUCGGGGCCUCCCUCGGGGUCUCUCCGGCGGCGGGGGUCCCACCUGGAUGGAGCUCCGGGGCGGCGGCGCUGGAGGAAGGCCAGGCGGGGGCGGCGGCAGGAAGACGGCGGCCGACAGCAGAUCCAGCGGCUCCGGCCUCUUCGGUGGCGGCGGCGGCGGCGUCCUGGUGGCGGGGGAGUCCGGCCUUGGCCCCCGCCGCGAGCCCGGGAGCCCGCUGCGACCGAGACUGAGGCUGGUCCCGGAGCCCUUCCUCCUCCUCCUCCUCCUCCUCCUCUCGGGGCUCCGUGAGCGGCGGCCCCCGCGGCCGGCCCCCUCUGGCCGCCUUCUCCGUCCUCCUGCUGCUGCUGCUGCUGCUGCCUUCGCCAUGGCCCCGAUGCCGGAGUUCCUCGGCCCGGCCGCCGUGCUGGUCCUGGUCAGCUGCGACCUCUGCCUCGUCCGAGCAAACCGCCCGGCCUCCCCGGUGAACGUGACGGUGACCCAGCUGAAGGCGGACUCGGCCACCGUCUCCUGGGACGUCCCCGAGGGCGAGGCGGUCAUCGGCUACGCCAUUUCGCAGCAGCGGCAGGAGGGCCAGGUGCAGCGCUUCAUCCGGGAGGUGAACACGACGGCCACGCGCUCCUGCGUGCUCUGGGACCUGGCCGAGGACUCCGACUACGUGGUCCAGGUGCAGAGCAUCGGCCUCCAGGGGGAGAGCGCCCCCAGCAGGCGAGUUCACUUCCGCACCCUCCGCCGCUCCGACCGGCUGCCCUCCAACAGCUCUCUCCAGGGAGACAUCACCAUGGAGGGCCUGGACGCGGACCGUCCGCUCCAGACCGGGGAGAUCGUCAUCAUCGUGGCCGUGCUGCUCAUGUGG
Molecule: messenger RNA, 983 nt
Organism: Sceloporus undulatus (fence lizard)
Lineage: Eukaryota; Metazoa; Chordata; Lepidosauria; Squamata; Phrynosomatidae
Gene: FNDC4
Product: fibronectin type III domain containing 4
Exons: 4
Molecular function (GO): protein binding
Source: RefSeq, a predicted model, not a curated record